AUGAAAAAGCUGCUUUACAGGACCGAGGAAGAAACGGUGGUUUAUGACAAUGUGCUAGAGGGAUUGUAUUCCCUGUACAAAACAUAUAUUUUGGAAUUGGAAAAUGAAUUUAAUUAUUAUCACUUUUAUAAGCCGCUUCUAACGAGCGGUGAUUUUUUAUCUAAACCAAUGAUUCUGUUGUUGGGUCAAUACUCAACAGGAAAAACGACAUUUAUAAAACAUUUAAUAGAAAAAGAAUAUUGUGGAAUGAGAAUAGGACCUGAACCAACAACAGAUAAGUUUGUAGCAGUAAUGUACAAUGAAAAGGAACAAUUAAUUCCAGGAAAUGCAUUAGUUAGUGACAUAACAAAACCGUUUUCUCAAUUAGAAAGUUUUGGAAAUAGCUUUUUAUCAAAAUUGGAAUGUUCAAAUACAUCUAGUGAUGUAUUGAAAUCGUUAACUAUAAUUGAUACACCUGGAGUUUUAAGUGGAAUAAAACAAAUAAGCAGAGGUUAUGAUUUUGAAAAAGUUAUAUAUUGGUUUGCACAAAGGGUAGAUUUAAUAUUGCUCAUAUUUGAUGCGCACAAAUUGGAUAUAUCUGAUGAGUUUAGGAGAUGCAUACAAGCUAUAAAAGGACAAGAUUCGAAAAUUCGAAUAAUUUUAAACAAAGCAGACACGAUUAAUACACAGCAGUUAAUGAGAGUUUACGGUUCAUUAAUGUGGUCACUUGGAAUAGUUAUAAAUACUCCAGAAGUGAAUAGAGUAUAUAUUGGUUCAUUUUGGGAUAGAAGAUUAAUGCAUGAUGAGAAUAGAAAUAUAUUUGAAGAAGAGGCAUCAGAUUUGUAUAAAGAAUUAUCUAAGAUUCCAAGAAAUUCUACUAUGAUUAGACUAAAUGAUUUUAUUAAAAGAUGUAGAACAUUGAAAGUUCAUAUUUAUCUUUUAUCUCAUUUAAGAAAGAAAUUACCAUAUUUUAGAAAAGGUUAUUUUAAGAAUAAAUUAAUAAAAUCGUUAGAUAAAGUAUAUGAAGAAGUUGCCAAGGAUUACAAUCUACCACUUGGUGAUUUUCCAAAUGUACAAUUUAUGAGAGAAAAAUUACAUGACAUUGAUUGGUUAAGUAUCCCAAAAUUAGAUUUAAAAAAAAUAGAGCGAAUUAAUAAAGUAUUAAAUGUUCAUAUUCCACAACUAUUAGAAAUGAUUCCAAAAGAAUCUGUGAACAUUGAACAGUCUAGAUAUGAAACACAGGAAGGCACUAUUGUCGAAAAUAAAUUAACUCCCUUUUUGGAGCUAACAUCAGGAGAAAUCCCCAUGUGGGUUAGACAAAAAUAUUUGUUAAGUCCUAUUGAUACUUCCAAAUAUUCAGACGAUUUUUAUAAAUUAGGUCCUAAUGAUUUUGGAAAACUUUCCGGAGAACAAGUCAAACCCGAUUUGAUUAAGAGCAAACUCCCCAGUUCUGUUCUUCACAAAAUUUGGAAUCUAGCCGAUAUAACAAAAGAUGGUUACCUGGACUUGUUCGAAUACUCGCUUGCAAGACAUUUCAUUGAGAUGAAGUCGGAGGGUUUUGAUUUGCCUUCGAAGGUACCCAAGGACAUAAUAAAUGCGCAUGAGUAUUGA
Molecule: messenger RNA, 1590 nt
Organism: Plasmodium gonderi
Lineage: Eukaryota; Apicomplexa; Aconoidasida; Haemosporida; Plasmodiidae
Product: EH domain containing protein
Exons: 1
Coding region: 1-1590 (529 amino acids)
Biological process (GO): endosomal transport; endocytosis
Cellular component (GO): plasma membrane; cytoplasm
Molecular function (GO): calcium ion binding; GTP binding; protein binding
Source: RefSeq, a predicted model, not a curated record